This is a messenger RNA of Prorocentrum cordatum, 237 nucleotides long. The record is from the annotation of a GenBank genome assembly. Lineage: Eukaryota; Dinophyceae; Prorocentrales; Prorocentraceae.
AUGCCGAACGACGACCUCACGGUGUGCGUCCGUGAGCUCUCCUGGGACGUCGACCAGGAUACGAUCAGGGGGGACUUCGAGAAGUGCGGCGCGAUCGACCGACUGAACAUGCCCAAGGACGACAAUGGCUACCUCAAGGGCGUUGCCUUCAUCCAGUACGCCGAUGAGGCGGGCAUGAAGAAGGCCUUGGAGUACCACGGGUGCAAGUACCACGGCUGGGAGCUGGUGGUCCACAAG